This is a messenger RNA of Pogona vitticeps (central bearded dragon), 6796 nucleotides long. Lineage: Eukaryota; Metazoa; Chordata; Lepidosauria; Squamata; Agamidae. The record is from RefSeq and is a predicted model, not a curated record.
CCAGUUGUUUUUUUUCUAGUAGACUUCCCCCCUCCAAAAGAACGUGCGUGUUUGCGUCACGGGGACGUUCGCGCGGCCGAUCUGGUUCCCGCCAUCUGCCCUUUUUCACGAAACUAAGAGGAGGCCGGGCCCGGGUUCCCUCAAGGAAGACUAGGCCGGGGCUCGGCUGGAGGGGCCACCCUCCGGUAGAGGAGAAGGAGGCGGCGGCGGCAGCGAGCGGGCGAGCGAGCGAGAGAGAGACGGAGCGGUUUGCCGGGAACUUGAAGGUCAAAAACCAAAAAGACGCCGCUUUCCUCCUCCUCCUCCUUGAAUGGCGGGGCGGCGUCGUGCAGUCCAGUAUAUAGUCAGAAGUAACUCCCAUUGAAUUCAAUGAGAUUUCUCACUAGAGAUAAUUAACGUUGGGCAACUUUGACAUCAUGCAAGUGGUAUUCCCUUUCCUCUCCUUCCCUCGCAGCCCCUCCUGCACACCCCAGAUCUGUUCCAGAGACAAGUCCUCCAGCCCUCACAGCAGACUGUAGGACACACAACUUGGACAGAAAAAACAGGACGUGUGUUUAAAAAAAGACUUUAUCGUUAUUUUUAUAACCUGUACGAAAACAUGGCUCCAGUGAAGUUAUGUGGAUCUAUUCGCAUGCGUAGCAUACAGACUGGGACUACAAAGUGGAAAGAGGGGACAUUUGAAAUUGUGGAGAAAGAUAAUAAAGUGACUCUUAUGGUUCAGUAUAAUGCAGGAGGGAUUCCAAAGAUAUUCCAGCUAAAUCAUAAUAUCAAAAAUGUGGCUGUGCGACCAAGUAAAGGGAAGCUGUGUUGUUUGAUGGUAACGCUGAAGGAUUCUAGUUUCCUGACUGUGGACAAAAUACCAUCUAAAGAUGCAGAUGAUAUGAAGUUGUAUCUGGAGACUGUUCAAAAUGGGGCUCAUACAGCUGUGAAAUCCUCUCAGGGAUCUGGAAGUUUUGGAGGUGUUCUGGGCAAUCGAUCUACACAGAAGGACUCUAACAGGCAAUUCACAUACACUGAAAACCAGACUUCUUCCAAAAGAGGGAUUGUUGAAAAUAAAGAUGAAAUUCAACUUCGUAAGGUGCUGGGUAGCCCAGGAAGAGCAUCAGUUAAGAAUCCUUCAGUAACAGGAAUGUCUGGCAAUAGAGUUAACAUUUCGGUUACUCCUACUACUUCAACACCUCACAGAACAGGGUUGUUGGAAAAUCGUGAAAGGAGAAAAAGGACACCACCUGCUUUGGAGAUGAAUGAAGAUUAUCCUAAAGAGAAUGAUUCAUCAACCAAUAAUAAAGCUGUGACUGAUCCAGGUCGUAAAUUUUUACAUAACAGCAGAGAAAAACAGCUGAAUUUGAAACAGAAUGAGGAAAACAGAACAUCAGGACUUUUGCCUUUGCAAUCAUCUUCAUUCUAUGGUAGCAGAUCCUCUUCAAAAGAUUAUUCAGCUAGUAAUUCUAAUCUAGACAGGUCUAACGUCCUAAAUCAGACUCCUUCUGCCAAAAGAAGCUUGGGAUUUCUUUCUCAGCCAGCACCCCUGUCUGUUAAGAAAAUGAGGUCUAAUCAAGACUACAUGGGAUGGAAUAAGCCACGAAUGCCUCUUUCUACUCACCCACAACAGCAGCUUCAAGGAUUUACAAAUCUAGGAAAUACUUGUUACAUGAAUGCUAUUUUACAAUCUCUGUUCUCAAUUCAGUCAUUUGCUAAUGAUCUUUUGAAGCAAAAUAUCCCAUGGAAGAAAAUUCCAUGCAAUGCACUUAUCAGACGCUUUACUCACCUGCUCCAUAAAAAGGAUGUGUGUGGCCCUGACACAAAGAAGGAGUUGCUUAAAAAGGUGAAAAAUGCAAUUUCAGCUACUGCAGAGAGAUUCUCUGGCUAUAUGCAAAAUGAUGCCCAUGAAUUCUUAAGUCAGUGCUUGGAUCAGUUGAAAGAAGACAUGGAAAAGCUGAACAAAACAUGGAAGAAUGAGCCAGUCUCUGGUGAAGACAGUUCCCAAGGACGCAUAUCUGAUGAUUUGUCAGCUACUAGAGUUUAUACAUGUCCAGUGAUUGCAAACUUAGAGUUUGAGGUUCAGCAUUCUAUUGUAUGUAAAAUGUGUGGUGAAACAGUCACCAAACGAGAACAGUUCAAUGACCUUUCCAUUGAUUUGCCACGAAGAAAAAAACUUCUUCCAUCUCGAUCAAUCCAAGAUUCAUUAGAUCUCUUUUUCAGGGCAGAGGAAAUUGAAUAUUCUUGUGAAAAGUGCAGUGGAAAAUCUGCUCUUGUUACACACAAGUUCAGUCGGUUUCCCAGGGUCCUGAUUCUUCACCUGAAACGGUAUAGCUUCAAUGUGGCACUUUCCCUUAAUCACAAAGUUGGACAACAAGUAGUUAUACCGAGGUUUUUAACCCUGCAGUCUCACAGUACAGAAAGCACAAGGCCUCCACUUAAUCUGGGCUGGAGUGCACAAUCAGCAAUCAGUUCUCGGCCGUUGAAAGUAUCUCAAAUGGUGAAUUCAUGUUCUGUAAGCACUUCUACGCCUUGUCGAAAGUACUCCUUUAAGUUUAAAGGUCCUAUUCUCAACUCUGUGGAUUCAGAUAGUGAAGAGGAGCCACUGAAACGCCCUGUUGCAAAUAGUCAAAAACAGUGUGAUUUCCAAAAUAGGGAACAGCAACAAGAGGACCCAGAAAAAAACGCAAAGAAAAUUAAAACAGAGAGUGAUAAGGCUUCAGAGUCGACAAAUGCUGGGUUUGAUGGGAUGAGUGAAGACGAGCUUUUAGCAGCUGUUUUGGAAAUGAGUAAAAGGGAGGCAUCACUGUCACUGAGCCACGAUGAAGACAAGCCCACCAAUAGCCCAGAUACUGGCUUUGGAGAGGAUGAGUUGCAAGAUUUGCCAGAAGCUGUGGAACCUAUGGAUGUGGAGAAACCCAAAAUAGUUACAGAGUCAGGUUUUGCCAGCUUCACUGAAAUAACUAAAGAUUUUGAUGAGAACAAGGAGAACAAAACUCCAGAAGGCAAUCAGGGGGAGGUUGAUUGGCUACAGCAGUAUGACAUGGAGCGAGAGAGAGAGGAGCAGGAGCUACAGCAGGCUUUGGCUCAGAGCCUCCAAGAACAGCAGGAGGCGCGGGAACAAAAAGAGGAUGAUGACCUUAAACGAGCCACUGAAUUAAGUCUGCAAGAAUUUAACAGCUCUCUACUGGACAGUCUUGGCUCUGAUGAGGACUCUGGGAAUGAGGAUGUUCUAGACAUGGAAUACUCAGAAGCAGAGGCUGAGGAACUCAAAAGAAAUGCUGAGACAGGAGAGCUUCCUAACUCCUAUCGUCUUGUCAGUGUUGUUAGCCAUAUUGGAGACACGUCAUCUUCAGGUCACUAUAUUAGUGAUGUAUAUGAUAUUCGCAAGCAGGCAUGGUUCACAUACAAUGACUUGGAAGUAUCCAGAACUCAAGAGACCUCUGUGCAGACUGACAGAGACCGAAGUGGCUACAUCUUCUUUUAUAUGCACAAGGAUAUAUUUGAUGAGUUGCUAGAAACAGAAAAGAAUAUGCAGCUGACUUGCCUGGAGGUGGGAAAGCCAGUUCGACAGCCCCAGUGAAGAAUGACUUUCUCUCUCAGCACAAAAGAUUAUGAACUUUUGCCUGAUAUGCAAGAGCUCCAAACUCUCAAGAACUCAGGGCAUCGUUGAGACAAACCCCUUGGAACAGGAGGGAUGGACCAUUGACCUCAGCCAUGCAGUUAAUCAGUUCUCUUCCUUUAUUUUUGUUUCUGUUAAGAUGUUCAAGAAAUAAUUUUGCCAGCAGUUGAGUUAUAUCAGGCUAGAGGAUUAGCAGUUCCUUCAGAAACUCCUCAAAUGCAACUGUGAGAAGAGACUGCAAUGGUCAUCCAUUUGUCUGAUAAAGGGAAAUGAAGAUUAUCUUAUAGAUGGGGUGGCUUUUUCCCUCUUCCUCAUACAACAUCAAAAUUAAGCUGUGGCCUGCAACCUGACAUUUAUUAUGUCCAUAGUAUCACUGGAAAGCAUCGAUGACCGAUCACUUGAAUGGAAUUACCUGGCAUUGCUGAAACAGAUGAAGUUGGACACCCACAAUUUAUAAUCCAGAAUCACAAAGAUCCAAGACACAAACUGUUGGUGCUCUAAAACCCAUUCCAUAUGACAUAUUUACAGUUCACUAUCAACCUUGUUUGAUAAUUAUAUAUAUAUAUUUUAACUUCAAAAGUUUUUAUUCCUUUUGAUUGUGUUCUUUUCUACGUAUUGCCAUUUUCAGGGCAAUUUUAUUUCUUUAUGAGUGUGUGGGUGUAUUUGCUGUGUUUCACUAAAGACUGUCCCAGUUGGGCUGUGAGAGAGGCAGCUAACAGCAACAGGUCAAGGUCUAUUCUAAACAAAAUACAAUCAACAACAGUUUCUAUUCUGUGUUCCUCUUGUCUGCUCCUGUCUUCAGACCGGAAAAACUGUACUUGCUUGGAAGGGGUUAUCUUUCUCAGUUUUACUAAAUUGCGCAAGUGUCAUAUGCUGGAAGGUGAAAUAUACAGUAUACUUCGCUUUUUUCAAGUUAUGCGACAAAAGCAUUCAAGUCAGUUGAAAAACAAACAUUUUCACAAGUCUUUGUUAUGUCUGCAAGGCAUUUCAGGGCAAAACGCAUUGGUGCUUCAGAGAUAUUUGGAGAACGUAAACCUUAUUUUAUGGCUCAUUUGGCAAGAAAAAUGUAUCUAGGAAGUAACCUGGGCCAGUUCCUCACUUAGUUUGAAAAUUAAUUGCUCCCUCUCUCAUUUUUGUUUUUUUAUGGCAAUGAGAUUGCUGAUAACUGAGCUGUUUCUUGGUUUCCUUCUGAACAAGACCUCCUUUUUGAAAAGUUUAACAGAAAUUGAGAGGUUUUCCCCUUUGGGGGACUUUAGUUACUAUUAGUACUUCCUUUAAAAACAAAAUUCUGGGACUAUAAGAGACAGACAACUAUAUGAUAACAGACAGCAGGUAUUCUCUAUUACAGGAUUUGCCUUUAGGGUUUGUAGCAUUACAGGCUGUGUUAAUUCCAAAUGACAUUUGCUAUGUAUAGGAUAACAACAGGGUGAUAAAAUUUCAAUUGCUGCCUACUUGAUCUGUUGAAUAAGACAAUGUUUUCUAAAGUCACAUUCCCAAAACAUACUAUGCUUCCUUACUCUGCCACUGUAUUUUGUACUGCUGACAGUUGAAGUAACUUCAGUGUGUUUUUAGCAAGGAAUAAAGCAAUUUUCUCUCACUUAAAAAACCCCACUCCGAAUGUGAUACUCAUAAUACUGAAGUAGAAUGACCUCUGUUGUUGAACAACACUCCUCUGAAUAAAGUUUCUGUUCCUAAUCUGAAAUGUGGUGGCAAGGAACUGGUACAUCUAAUACUCUCUCCUUAGUUACAUCUUUUUCAGCUGACAUCCAGGUUCACUUAUGUCUUUUCAAAAUCUGUAGAAAAUUCAGUACGUUGUAAAAGGAUGGUUCUGUAUGCACUAAAUUAUUUUUUUUCAAAAUGAUAUAUUGCUUUAACGUAAUUCUGAAACUAUUAAGUGGUUACUCUUGUGCAGUAUCUUCUUAGUUGUUUGGGAACAGGGGUUCUUUUAGCAACACUGAUCAUAGAUCCUUUUGAGGCAUUGUACUGAAAGCUUGGGGACUUCUUGAAAAUUUCUGGAGAGCUUGAGCUACAGUUGCUGGGCUUUAAAAUUCUGUUGCCUAUUAAAGGAGAUUGGGUUUUGUGAGGAUUUGUUUUUAAGAGUCCCAUGGUGUUCAAGAUUAUUAGACGUCUUCUGAAAGCUCAUAUUCUUAGUUUCAAAGGAAUUCAGCACUAAACAUGAGUUUGCUGUGGGCUUUAGCAUAUAUUUAUUUGGCUUUUCUCGGUUUCUCUUCUGUAUUUUUCUGCUAUAUUUACUUUUUGAUAAAGAAAAAUAGCCAUAUUUGUGUUUGCACUAAGUAACUAAACUAUAAUAUGACUUCCCAAGAACAACAGAUGAUGUACGUACAUGGAUUAAGCGAGUGACUCAGGUAGGUUCAGAAAAUCAGCAAGUACCUGUAUAUUGUUUUUUUUUUAAUAAAAACUCUUACAGAAAUGUCAGUUGUUUUCUUAUGGUCAGGAGUCUACAGUUGUUACUGAAUAUCUAAACAUGCAGUUAUAUGGCAUUAGGUGCCACUGUCAUACUAAAACUUGCAUUUUUUUUCUUUUGAAUUUUAAUACUUGCCAUUUUGUAAGCUGGAGAUCUGUGGAAAGGUAUUUGAGAAGUACACGAAAGAUUCUGGUGAUUUCUUCCUUCUGAAAAUAGUCCUGGGCCUUCCCCACCCCUUACGGCCCUUCAUUGGGAAACAUAAGCUACAAUGUUGGAGAUGGUGCUAACAAGAUACAUUGCAACUAUUUCUAGGGUGAUUUGAUUAAGCAGAAUGAAACAAAAUUGCAUUUCACUUGAAAUACAGUACAUGGAUGUUUUUAGAAAAGUUCAGAAUACAAAGGAGAACUGAGUUCCUGGACAGAAACAACUGAUGUGCUUCUGAACUGAUCUAAGAUCAAGAACGGGCUGCCUGGGAAUGAAAGCUGAAGUGUGGGCAGUUUAUUCGUCUAGCGUUAACCUGCUUCUUUGAUGAAAUGUAAAAAUGCAAGAAAGGGAAGAGAAUGAAUUGAAGUGGGAGGUCACUUACAUGUUUGCUGAGAGUGGUUUUUUUGUUGUGAGUCACUUUUGUGUCCCUUGACACUUAACGCAGAGCAGCAUUUUUCUGUGUUUUAGCAGAUAUGUUCCUGUGUAUUUGUUACAGUUCUGCCUAUUUUAUUCCUCUUUAAAUGAUGUGUAGAUGAAUUUCUGAUAAAUUAAAUACUGUUUAUUCA